GCAGCCAUCCCAGGGAGGCAAAGGGCUCGCAGGUGAAAUCAGUGCCCGAGUCUCCUCACUCCUUCCUCACGAGUUUCCCCAGCAAAAAUUCUCGGAUUACUCUGUCUCUGAUCCUAGACGUAUUAUUUUUUUUCGGGGGGCUGCACUAGGGUGGAGGGAAUAAAGCAGGUGAGUCCAAGGAGGGAAGUGGGGGAUAGUGCCCUUUUUCUGGGAAAAGCCGGGGUGCCUGGGCUCCCGCUCCUGUUGCUGGAAUCGCGAUGGAAGAAGGACCUGUCUUGCGUUUGGACUUUAUCCUCCUCAUCCUUUUGGUCCUUUUCCCCGGUGCGAGAGGCGAUGAUUUGCAGACCUGUGAAGAAGUUCGGAAACUUUUCCAGUUGCGGCAUCUGGGACUUGUCAAAGGGCUGCCGGAAACCCCUCGGGCAGGUCCUGAUCUUCAGGUUUGUACAUCCAAAAAUCCUACUUGCUGUACUAAAAAGAUGGAAGAGAGAUAUCAAAUUGCAGCCCGGCAGGAUAUACAGCAGGUCCUUCAGACUUCGAGUUCUACAUUAAAAUUUCUAAUAUCUCGCAAUGCAGCUGCUUUUCAAGGCAAGUAUCUCCUGAAAAUUUGGAGCUUAAUCUAAAUUUAUCAUAACUU
Messenger RNA from Vombatus ursinus (common wombat), 634 nucleotides. Its product is annotated as glypican-5-like. Gene Ontology annotation, cellular component: plasma membrane; extracellular region; cell surface. The transcript has 2 exons. The record is from RefSeq and is a predicted model, not a curated record. Lineage: Eukaryota; Metazoa; Chordata; Mammalia; Diprotodontia; Vombatidae. Gene Ontology annotation, biological process: cell migration; regulation of protein localization to membrane; positive regulation of canonical Wnt signaling pathway. Bases 258 to 620 code for a protein of 120 amino acids.